UGUGACUCACUGUUUCUCAGUGCACCAACGGCAGUCGGUGUUGUGACUCUUGUCACUUGUGGCAGAAGGGUUUCGUCGCCGGCCGGCUUUUUCAAGGUGUUUUGUCGCUCGUCCGUCAAGGUGCGGAGGCAAAAUGGCGCCGUAGCGGAGCCGGAGACGGAGCUUCCACCGCCCGGCCUGCCCUUCAGGCCGCACAUCUACAUGUUUGUUUUAUUCCAUUCCCCGGGCCGUUGUCACCCAUGGCCCAUAGGCAUAGUCACACAGCUGUAGGGGGGGAAAUGCAGCUUCGAAGGGGCUCAAGUGGUGGAGGAGAGAGGCUUAAGUUAAUCUCGAAGCAGUGUGUCCGUCAGUCGUCGAAUUAGAGCUCAGUACUUGAUGAUCAUUCAAUUGAUGGAUGUCGACUGAUUUCCACGAACCCUUGGCUGUGUGCGAGAAAACCGCAGCAGCUGUCAUGAUUUGCAUCCUCCCGUCUCCCAGGCGACGAGCAGUGGUUGCGGUCUGGAAAGGGGGGCUUUUGCUAAGCAGGCCAAGCUGACACUGAUGGCGCUUUGGGACGAGCGCCAGGCAUACAAGGAGCUCCUUUACUGGGACAGCCUGAUAAAGCACGGGCAGAGCCUUCACCCGCAGGACCUCCAUAGGUACGAGGAACUGCUCCACUGGUACGAGUGCCUCUACCACGCAGAGCAUCGGGGGCUUAACCUGCAGUACAUCACUACUGUGCAGGAGUCUGAGGAGGGUCCCUCCCAAUCUGUCAUGCCCCCUCCUUUCCGCCAGCGACCCAUGCGGAUCUUCAUCAAUGAUGAUCGCCAUGUGAUGGCGAAACACUCAGCUGUGUACCCCACUCAGGAGGAACUUGAGGCUGUGCAGAGCAUGGUGUCCCACGUAGAGCGUGCUCUCAAGGCAGUCUCCGAUUGGUUGGAUGAGCAGGAGAGGGAGAGCGAGAGAGACAGUGAGCCAAAGCCCUGUGAGCAGAUAACGCGGACUCUGCGUGGUGUAAUGAGGGUAGGCUUGGUUGCCAAGGGACUCCUUCUGAAGGGGGACCUGGACCUGGAGCUGGUGCUUCUGUGCAAAGACAAGCCCACGAUCUCCCUGCUGAAGAAGGUGGCAGAGAACCUCACAGUGCAGCUAUCAGCAAUCACAGAUGACAAGUACGAUGUCAGCCAUUCUGCCCGUGACGCCGCCAUCGUUGUAAAGAGCACAAAGGAGCUGGUGCUGAAGCUCACAAUCUACCUAACUUCGCCAGCCGUGCGAGAGGAGGCUGAUGGGACAGUGGCCAGAGAAACGCUAUCAGGCAACGAUCCCCCGGAUGCUCUGGACAGGCAGAAAUGCCUUACUGCCUUGGCGUCUCUCCGCCACGCCAAGUGGUUCCAGGCUAGGGCCAACGGGUUGAAGUCCUGUGUCAUUGUUAUCCGUAUUCUGAGAGACUUGUGUUGCCGGGUCCCCACCUGGACUCCGCUGCGAUCAUGGCCCUUGGAGCUGCUUUGUGAGAAGGCCAUUGGAACUGGAAACCGGCCAAUGGGGGCUGGAGAAGCUUUUCGACGGGUACUAGAAUGUCUGGCAUCUGGAAUCCUCAUGGCAGAUGGUCCGGGCAUCUUUGAUCCAUGUGAGAAGGAGCCCACAGAUGCAAUCGGUCACCUAAACCGCCAGCAGCGGGAGGACAUCACGCAAAGUGCACAGCAUGCAUUGAGGCUGGCUGCAUUUGGGCAGCUUCACAAAGUCCUAGGAAUGGACCCCCUUCCUUCCAAGAUGCCAAGGAAGGCCAGGAGUGAAACCCCUAUUGACUACAUAGUUCAGAUUCCCCCUAGCUUGGCCUGUGUCUGUCCGAUGAAGAGGACUAUUGAGGAAGAUGAGGGGGGGGAUGAAAAAUGCCCAAACAAGAAGAAAAAGAAGCUCCAGAAGAAAUCUUCUGAUGAGAAGUCUGAACCACCACAGGCCAUGAAUGCUCUGAUGCGACUAAACCAGUUGAAACCAGGUCUACAGUACAAGCUGGUUUCUCAGACGGGACCUGUGCAUGUGCCUGUAUUCACCAUGGCUGUAGAGGUCAAUGGCAAGAACUAUGAAGCCUCAGGGCCAUCAAAACGAACGGCUAAGCUGCACGUUGCUGUCAAGGUCCUACAAGAUAUGGGGCUGCCCACAGGUGUGGAGGUGAAGACAGCUGAAACAAAGAAUGAAGAGGGGACUGGAGAUGUAGAGACAAACCCCCAGCCCACAGCUUCUGGGGCAGCUGACAUGCCAUUGGGCAGCACCAGUAAAUGUGAAACAUCAGAUAGUUCUGAGGGCUCCAGGCAGCAAGGCCCCAUCCUGACCAAGCACGGCAAGAACCCUGUUAUGGAGCUGAAUGAGAAGCAACGUGGCUUGAAGUAUGAACUCAUCUCUGAGACAGGGGGCAGCCAUGACAAGCGCUUUGUCAUGGAGGUGGAGAUCAACGGGCAGAAGUUCCAAGGCACUGGCUCCAACAAGAAAGUAGCCAAAGCCUAUGCAGCUCUUGCUGCUUUGGAGCAACUCUUCCCUGAUGGUGCCAGUGCAGAUGCAGCCAAGAAAAAGAAACCACCUCCCAUGCACAAUCUGGGAUAUGGCAUGAUGGGCGGACCUCCACCAGAUCCAACAGGCAACCCUAGAGGCAGAGGGAGAGGAAGUCGUGGCAGGGGCAGGGGUCGAGGUUUCGCUAAUACAGGUGGCUAUAAUAAAGGAGGUUAUGGAACAUAUGGCUAUGGGAAUAGUGCCAACACUGGAUAUAGUUACUACAACAAUGGAAGUGGAGCAAAUGAUGGUGAGUCCUCUGGGACCAUGGGCUCCCUAGGCAACUCGUCAGGUGGAAGCAGCACUGGUGGAUGUGGCUCCUUCCAGAGCGAUGAUGGUUUUUCCACCACCCCACAUCCACCUGCUAAAAACAUCAACAAGAAGCCUCUUCACCAAGGAGGCAAGCAGCCCUACACAGGGGCAAUGGGAACGGCUGGUGCUGCAGCAGGGGGUUACCAGGCCACCUCUACCCCAGGACAAGGUGCCUAUAGUUCGUACAGCCAAGGCUUUGGCCAGGGCAAGAAGAGCUUCAGCCAACACCAAGGAGGUGGGGGCUACCCCAGUUAUAGCACAGCCUACCCCAGUCAGGUGACAGGGGGAGGGACCAACCAGGAAUAUAGCUAUGAAGGAUACAGCAGUCAGUCAAACUUUGUGACACAAGGCAGUUCUGGUCAGAAUUAUGGGGGAAGUCAGGGUUCCUUCCACAGCCCUGUAGGAUAUGGGAGGGGUGAGUCUGGCAUGAACUACCAGUACAGAUAGACCCUGCAAGACAUUGAGCCCUCUGCUGCCAUGACUUUUUCCAUCCCAGUUUCAAAAGCCUAAAUGGCUUGCUUGUGCUAUUUGUUCUCUUCCAUUUAGUAGAAAGGCAGAGCCUUUCAAAACACAGCAUUUAAAAGCUCCAUGCAAAGUUUGCAUAGCACUGUUCUGUUGAAAUUCAAGUUUUUAUGCUGCAGUUACUGUUACAGAUGCAUUUAAGUCCACCUACUGUAAUGAGGCUGUAAAGCACAUGUAAAUUGUUUUGGUAAUUGUCAAUCAGUCCUACAGUUAAUUUCCAUUUCUGACAAAGUAACACCAUUUGUAAUAUCAAUGUUGGGCAUGCUCAUAUCAGCACGUACAUACAUUACAAUAUAAAAUUUAAAUCUGCAGGAUGAUGGCCAGAAUCCCAUAAAACACUUGACAGAUCAGUGGUGAUAGUGUUGACUAUGUUAGUUAAAUCUUUCCUAGUUCUAAGUUUUAAAAAAAGGAUUUUGUGAUUUCCUUUUUACAUGACCCUCCUAUAUAGGCUGAUUUUGCUUGUGUGGAUGCCUUACGGUUGAAAACUUUCCCCACUAACUUCUUUUGCAAUGUUUUAACAUUUGAGUUAUUUUAUUAUAUAUGAUUGUUUGUUUGACAUUUAAGCCAGUCAUCCUUAAGGA
Molecule: messenger RNA, 3935 nt
Organism: Scleropages formosus (Asian bonytongue)
Lineage: Eukaryota; Metazoa; Chordata; Actinopteri; Osteoglossiformes; Osteoglossidae
Gene: ilf3a
Product: interleukin enhancer binding factor 3a
Exons: 20
Coding region: 541-3279 (912 amino acids)
Cellular component (GO): precatalytic spliceosome
Molecular function (GO): single-stranded RNA binding; double-stranded RNA binding
Source: RefSeq, a predicted model, not a curated record